UGCAGCGUCAACCUUUCUGGACCUUUGCGAGAUCCAAUAUAUCCAACACCUACCUAUCCAUCUCGCCGUUCACUGUCAUAUACUUCAUAACAGCCCUCCCAUCAUCAUGUACAGAGGCCGCUCAAGAUCCCCCGAAGAUCGCUCCUCACGCCGAUAUCCCUCUGACCGGGAUCGAAACGGCUCAGGACCUGGACCGAGCCGACCACCGUACGAUUCUGGUCGACGUGACGAAGGCAACUACAGUCGACGAGGAGGACGGGACGACCGAAGAGGAGGAUUCGGUUCUGAUAGACCGAGAGAUAGUGGAUAUGGAGGGAGAAACGGCGCUGGCAACGGGGAUAGGAAAAGGGAAUACACAGAGGACGAUCGAGAGAGGGAAAGAAGGGAUCAGAGAGCUGGAUACGAUGAUCGUCGGAGAACGUCGGCCUCUCCACCACCCAAAAAAGACCCCCCUAAGCCAAACUUUGCACCUUCCGGCCUCCUAGCCGCCGAGACCAACACUGUCAAGGUCGACCCCGCCAAAGCGGCCGCAGCAGGGAAAGCCGAUGUCAAGGGAGUGCUGCUGAAGUACAACGAACCGCCUGAAGCUAGGAAACCUACCCAGAACUUCAGGUUGUAUGUCUUCAAAGGGAACGAACAGGUCGAGCUUAUUCAGAUAUACCGCCAAUCUGCCUAUCUCGUUGGAAGAGACCGUAUCGUGGCAGACAUACCCAUCUCUCACCCUUCCGCAUCAAAACAACAUGCAGUGAUUCAAUAUCGACAGGUGGUAGAGAAGAGCGAGUUUGGGGAUACCAAGACCCGGAUCAAGCCUUUCGUGAUUGACUUGGAUUCCACGAAUGGUACUUUCGUCAAUGAUGAGCAGAUCCCAGCUUCCAGGUACUACGAAAUCCGAGAGAACGACAUCCUCAAAUUUGCACAAUCUACUCGAGAAUACGUUCUCUUGUCCGAAGACAGCGCCAAAUGAUAUAUGGCUCUCAAGAUGGCAUGCAGCAAGUG
This is a messenger RNA of Filobasidium floriforme, 996 nucleotides long. Its product is annotated as SMAD/FHA domain-containing protein. Gene Ontology annotation, molecular function: protein binding; mRNA binding. Gene Ontology annotation, biological process: maintenance of RNA location; mRNA splicing, via spliceosome. NCBI's taxonomy places the organism in Eukaryota, Fungi, Basidiomycota, Tremellomycetes, Filobasidiales, Filobasidiaceae. The coding region runs from base 107 to 964 and encodes 285 amino acids. Gene Ontology annotation, cellular component: nucleus. The transcript is spliced from 7 exons. The record is from RefSeq and is a predicted model, not a curated record.